Messenger RNA from Echinococcus granulosus, 1704 nucleotides. RefSeq lists its product as hypothetical. Gene Ontology annotation, cellular component: nucleus. Gene Ontology annotation, molecular function: RNA polymerase I core binding; RNA polymerase I general transcription initiation factor activity. Lineage: Eukaryota; Metazoa; Platyhelminthes; Cestoda; Cyclophyllidea; Taeniidae. Gene Ontology annotation, biological process: transcription initiation at RNA polymerase I promoter. The coding region runs from base 1 to 1704 and encodes 567 amino acids. The transcript has a single exon. The record is from RefSeq and is a predicted model, not a curated record.
AUGGAAGACAAGCCGGAUGACCUUUUACAGGCAAUAUCGGAGUAUGAUCGUGGCGAAACUAGGAAGAUGGACUUUUUCAUUAAUAGACUAACGCUGGCUGACGAGUCCUCCAUUGAUGUCGAAACAUUCAUGGAUGACUGCCUUCGUCAUAGUGAUCAAUUUUCUGAGAGUCUCGCGAACAUCAUAUGCAACAUUCUUUAUCAUUCUAAACCGUGGUACUCUUUUAAUCCCACAACUUCUAACAAAUGUCUUCUGUUCCUUGUCAAUAUAGCUACCCGCCUCGAUGGCUUUGCGCAGCAUUUGCUCUCUCACCUUUGUAACGUUAUCUGCUCUCCCCUCUCCUAUCUAUCUUCAGACAAUAGUGCUGAUAUCGUGGAAUUAAGCAUCAUUGCCCUACGUGAAUUCUUCGCUUCUAUGCCACAAUUCGAAGGCCUCUUCAUCGAUUGUCUGUGCCGGAAGAUUUCAGGCUGGGGUAGACCUGCACCUCAGUUAUUCACCGCCCUGGCAAACGUUCUUAAACUGUGUUAUGGCUCAUCGCGGUUAUUCUCCGAUACCUCUAUCCAACAAUUGCUUUGUGUCUGCUUCAAUCUCUUGUCUGAUAUUGAAACUAACACAGAACCCAUAGCCUUAUUUUCUUCUGAUAUAGAGUCACUCUUUUCUAAACUGAGCGAUCCAUUUAAUCCCGAUGAACUUGAGGAAAACAAAAGGGUAAUUUCGAACUCUCUUACUGAUAAGUUCCCUUCUUUGGCUCCAGUGUUCUGGUUGCUAGCUGUGAGUUUGUUGAAAAUAUUCCCAAAAAAGAAAGAGCCAGCACUGGAUAAGGCUGCGAAAAAACAGGAAUGGGUUCAAAUGUGUGCUGUGUUUCAGAGUCUUCGCACUCGUUUUCUUCAGUUUGUUCUACCUAUCCAAGCAGACUUUGUGGCUUAUCCUCUACUGCUCAUCUUCAUGUCAGGUCUCCGAGCAGGCCUGGUUGUUAAUCUGGUGGAGAAGUUGUGGAAAUUUGUCAAUGAUACAAGACAGCCGGUUGAGGUGCGGACUCGAUGUAUGCGGCAUCUGGCCGACUACUUAGCGCUAUCUCGUCAUUGUACCACAGAGGUUGUUAUCGAACAACUGCACGAUUUGGCUGCAUGGUGCGUAGAGUAUACUUACUUUAGGAGAGGCCGGUUAUCAUCACAUCUCAAGGUGAUGCUUCAAGAGCACACACUAUUUUAUACGGUGUUUGAGUCGAUUGUCUACAUCCUCACCUACCGACAAGCAGAGCUCAUUGGGACGCCCAGCGGGAGACAUGCUUGCGCAGAUUUACCCUUAGUUCAACUGAUAAACUCCCCUUUCAAACCCCUGAACGCCUUGGAACCGUCGCUGAGGUCGCAUUUUCAAGCCCUUUCUUUCGCUUACAAAAUGAGUUGGAUCGCUACAAUGAGACCUGAAUGCCCAGCCGAGAUGGACUCUCCCCCGAAACCCUCGUUCGCUUGUCCCCUAUCCAACGCUAUCGCCUCCCUAGCCUUUGCAUCUCGUAUGGAUCUGCUUAAUGAUUUUGUCCCAGCAAAACGGACUUUUAAAAGGCCUCACGAAAAUGGUGAUGCACACUCGUGCUCUUCCGCCCCCCCCAAUGGUGAACAGAGCGAAGAUCAACCGACUUCUAAGAGGAAAACACCUUCAGAAUCGCGACAUUUCAAUUUUAAUGCUCUCUUAGAUUUAACUUGA